UGCCGUCUCCCGAGCUCCCAUGUGCAACCUUGUUGAUGGACCGAGGCAUCCGGAAUGCGAAGACCAUGAACCACGCAGGGGGAAAUGUCCAACCACGCACAGUACCAGGCCAGGCACCUUACUGAGGGCAGCCCGAGGCGACUUUGCCGUUUCCCGUCCCAGCUGCAUGCGCGGCAUCGAACCGUGAACGACGGGGGCCAUUCGAUAUUGCAGGAUAUGCUGGCUGCCAUUAUUGUGUUGCGACCGCUGUCUGCUGGUGCUCCGACGCUUCGGAACUUUGAGAGAAGAGCAGGCGCAAAAAAAAAGAAGUUCAGAUUGCCCGUUGCACGGCCGCCACUCAUCGUGCUCGCGGAAGUCGGAAACUUGCCGUGUGCUCAGCCCCCCUCUGUCUCUGCCACUCGUGUGCGCGGCAAUUCACCCAAACACGGAUCCGGUCCGCCCACCCCCAGCACAGACUCCUCUCCAUCCCCUCCCUCCUGGUCUCCAGCACCGCCGUCCAGCUCAACAAUCCUGCCCACACCCUGAUCCCAUGAAGCGGCACGGAAUCUGCGCGGCCCGAGUCGCCCCCAAUCCGUCAGCAGUCGGGGCCGUUGCUGGGUCUCUGCCCAUCAGCCCCCCCAUCGUCGCGCAUCCCUCUCCGCGGUUUGCUGGCCGCCUCCCCGCGAUGCUUUGCAUACUCCGUACAUAGUCGCACUUCCCCCGCCGAAUCACAACGCCUCCCGCUGGCCCUGCACCCUCUGCACCAGUUGACCGCACUGCGCU
This is a messenger RNA of Westerdykella ornata, 762 nucleotides long. RefSeq lists its product as uncharacterized. Bases 85 to 525 code for a protein of 146 amino acids. The transcript has a single exon. NCBI's taxonomy places the organism in Eukaryota, Fungi, Ascomycota, Dothideomycetes, Pleosporales, Sporormiaceae. The record is from RefSeq and is a predicted model, not a curated record.